This is a messenger RNA of Beta vulgaris subsp. vulgaris (sugar beet), 1094 nucleotides long. Its product is annotated as gamma-interferon-responsive lysosomal thiol protein. Lineage: Eukaryota; Viridiplantae; Streptophyta; Magnoliopsida; Caryophyllales; Amaranthaceae. The record is from RefSeq and is a predicted model, not a curated record. The transcript is spliced from 5 exons. Bases 86 to 826 code for a protein of 246 amino acids. Gene Ontology annotation, molecular function: oxidoreductase activity, acting on a sulfur group of donors, disulfide as acceptor.
UCCCUAUUUUUUCCCAUUUGCCAUCAUCUUUAAAACUUAACUUUCUCCCUUUUUUCUAGUGUUACCUUAAUUAAUUUUGCAAAAAAUGGCAUCACUUAUGCGACACUGUUUCUCUAUCCUAGUAUACCUUUCAUUCAUCCAAGCUUCCUUAGGAAGCUCAAAUUCAGCAGGAAAAGUACCAUUAGAUUUAUACUACGAAAGUUUAUGUCCAUAUUGUGCUAAUUUCAUCGUCAACGAACUUCCCAUCAUCUUCAAAAAUGGAAUUAUCGACAUAGUUGAUCUUCGCCUUUUUCCUUGGGGAAAUGCUAGGCUCACUUCUAAUAACUCCUUUAUUUGCCAGCAUGGUCCUAAUGAAUGUUUGUUUAAUACUGUUGAAGCUUGUGCAAUUGAUGCUUGGCCUAAUCUGGAUGAUCACUUCCCAUUUAUUAAGUGUGUUGAGAGUCAGAUUCAUGAGGGUAAGUACACUCAGUGGGCCACUUGUUUCAAGGAGUUGGGUUUGGAUCCAAAACCUGUUACUAGUUGUUACAACGGUGCAUAUGGAAAACAGCUUGUGUUAAAGUAUGCAAGAAUAACGGCUGCACUGAUACCUCCUCACCAAUAUGUGCCCUGGGUAGUUGUAGCCGGCAAACCCCUUCUUGAGGAUUAUGAAAACUUCAUAAGUUACAUCUGCAAAGCUUACAAAGGGAUUCCACCUAGUGCUUGUAAAAAAGCCUCCUUUGCAAGUGUUGUGAAGCAGAAGACUAAAAAUGUUCGUCCUAUUUCCUACAAUGAACACACCACAAAGUUGUCAUUUCUAAUGAAAAUUUGGUCUGUUAUAACAUCGUAGGGGAAGCAAGUAGAAGACAUCGUUGUUGUUUUUCAUAGUGUCGAGUUAAGUCAUGAACUCAUGUAUCACGAUAUAUAAAGGUUAGAUAGUUGUUAUGUAAUUUUAACGAGUCUGUAGAUUAUAUAGGAUAUAUGUUAAUUUCACUCCUAGCUUUGUAUUUGAUGUCUACAGAUAAUAAUUUUACUCUCGAGGUUUAUUUGUUAUUAUUGUAAUUUAAAAAAAUUGUUAUUAGAAUCUUAAUUUUAAUACUAUAGUUGUAUAUUGUAUA